Sitophilus oryzae (rice weevil) is the source of this 628-nucleotide messenger RNA. RefSeq lists its product as uncharacterized. NCBI's taxonomy places the organism in Eukaryota, Metazoa, Arthropoda, Insecta, Coleoptera, Curculionidae. The coding region runs from base 163 to 486 and encodes 107 amino acids. The transcript is spliced from 3 exons. The record is from RefSeq and is a predicted model, not a curated record.
CUUACUUUGGCAUAAUAUCUCAUUUUAUCCCUAGUUGACCACUGGAGAUUGUUCAAAUUAUUUAGCAACCUUCCAUGAUUUUGAAUUAUAAUAUUUAUUGUUUUCAGGCCCAUUUACCAUAGAUUUAGUAAAAAAAGAUAGAGACAACUGAGGGAUGACUUCAUGAGGGCUAAGAAGAAGGUAACUGCGUAUGUACCAAGUGGUGCUGGUGCUGCUGAUGUACCUCCAAAGCCCACCUUUAAGUAUUAUGACUUAAUGAAGUUUCUGGAUGAAACUAAUGAAAAUACAAUGACUAUUUCCAAUGCAAGCUUGCCCUGCUCGUCUUCAUCAUCAGUGUCUCAAGAGUUCCAAUCUACAGAAGUUCCUGUGGCAACAAAUGUUUCACAACUCCAUUUACAAGUCCUCCACCUUACUUCAAGAAAUAAAAGAAAGAGGAGGUUCUGUUUCUGGAAAACAGGACGUAGAAAUCCAGAAGGAAAUACUUAAAGUCCUAGGAAGCUCAGAAGGGAAUAAACCAGAUGGGGUUGAUGGUUUUGUAGUUCUCAUGGGAGAGGGGUUAAGGAAGUUACCGUUAAGAAACAGAAACCGCCUUUAAAUCAAAUUUCUUCAGAUACUAGAAGAGGAGGAG